Grammomys surdaster is the source of this 1467-nucleotide messenger RNA. It is a transcript of the gene Cirop, whose product is annotated as leishmanolysin like peptidase 2. Lineage: Eukaryota; Metazoa; Chordata; Mammalia; Rodentia; Muridae. Gene Ontology annotation, molecular function: metalloendopeptidase activity. Gene Ontology annotation, biological process: cell adhesion; proteolysis. Gene Ontology annotation, cellular component: membrane; cytoplasm. The transcript is spliced from 10 exons. The record is from RefSeq and is a predicted model, not a curated record.
AUGGCCAUCAGUUGUAACUUGAGGGAGCAGGCUACACUACAUGAACUGCUGCAUGCCCUGGGUUUUUCUGGACAGCUCUUCAAGAUGUGGCGAGAUUGUCCCUCAGGACUCAGUGCUAGAGAGAAUUGUUCUACGAGGAAACAGGUGACCAGACGAGAUGAACAGGGACAACUGCUUCUCACCACUCCAGCUGUCAGCCGCAGCCUAGCCAAACACUUGGGGGUGCCCGGGACUUCCCUGGGAGUUCCUUUGGAAGAAGAGGGCUCUUUGUCUUCACACUGGGAGUCCAGAUUACUCCAGGGCUCUAUAAUGUCCGCUACCUUCAGUGGUGCCCAGCACACUCGACUUGACCCAAUAACCCUUGCUGCCUUCGAAGAUUCAGGCUGGUAUCAGGUCAACCACAGUGCCGCAGAAGAACUUUUGUGGGGCCAGGGCUCUGGCCCAAACUUUGGCCUGGUGAACACAUGCAGGAAUGGAUCCUCAGACUUCUUCUGCACUGGCAGUGGGCUGGGCUGUCACUACCUGCACCUGGACAAGGGAAGGUGUUCCUCAGACCCAACGCUAGAAGGCUGCCGCAUGUACAAACCCUUAGCCAAUGGAAGUGAAUGCUGGAAGGAGGAGAACGGACUCCACACCAGAGUGGAGAACUCCCACGGGGAGAUCUACCAUAUGCACAGCCGUUGCUUCCUUGCCAACCUUACCUCCCAAGUGCUCUCCAAAGACACCAGCCAACCCUCAACAACUCCGUAUCUCGAGGAAGAUCCCACAGGCUGUUGCUAUUUACAUCAGUGCACCCACAAGGGAACCUACGAGGUGCAAGUGGAGGGAUCACCGUGGAUUCCCUGCCUUCCGGGAAAGUUUGUUCAGAUACCUGGGUACUACGGUCUUCUCUACUGUCCCCAAGGCCGGUUGUGUCUGAGUGAUGAAGGUGCCAGUGUUGCCACUUCUCAACCGAUGACCUUUACAACCCAAGCCCUGCUAUUCCAGCUGUCUCUAAGAUUAACGGGGACCCAAAGCUACUCUCUGGGGAAAGGACAGAGAGAGGAGCUUGCUGAAGUAGUGCUGCAGGCUCUGGUGACAAGAACUGGCACUAGCAGGUGUUAUUUCCACAGUCCAUCCAUCACCACAAGCUUGGUGUUCACUGUGAGAAUGUGGAAGUCUCCUGGCUGCCGAGGGCCUUCCACUGCUAUGCUACAUACAACCCUGACCCUGAUUCUUCAGAAGAAACCCCUCCAAGUACAACAUGGAGAAGUCAUCUUUACCACAGAAUACAGCAAGCUGCGGACAUCCUUGGACCACAACCCCUCUCUGACUGAUCUACUUCUGUCCACUGGAUUCUGCCUACUGUUGCUAGUUCUGGUGGGUGCAUUGGGAACUUUGGCUUAUCAGAAACGAGCUACUCUCCAAGUGGCUCCGUCUACCACUUAACCAUCACAAGAGCUACAUUGGCACAAGAGAUCAGAUUAA